AUGUUGUUCACUCGCUCCUUCCUGACCCUCCUUUCUCUCGUGGCCCUCGUCGCCGCCGAUCCCCUCAUUUCCCGCCACGUCCUCCACGAAAAGCGCGCGCACACGCCCGCGGGCUGGGCGCGCUCCCGCAAGCACGAUGCCGCCGCCGUCCUCCCCUUGCGCAUUGGCCUCACGCAGAGCAACAUGGACAGGCUCGAGGAGAUGUUGCUCGAGGUGUCCGACCCGGACUCGCCGAGCUUUGGCAAGCACUGGAACGCCGGCAAGGUCGCGCAGACUUUCAAGCCGAGCGAUGAGACUGUUAGCACUGUCCACGAGUGGCUGAAGACGUCCGGUAUCCAUCCAUCCAGGAUCAGGUUGACCAAAGCCAAGACCUGGAUUGAAGUCAAUGCCACUGUUGAGGAGGCCGAGCAGCUGCUUCAAACCGAGUAUCACGUCUACACACACGAAUCAGGCAAAGAGCACGUCGCUUGCGACGCGUACCACGUCCCCGAGCACGUGAGCAAGCACGUCGACAUCAUCAUGCCCUCCAUCCAUUUCGACGCCGUCAUCAAGCGCGACGGCGCCUCCAGCCACACCCUGAGCAAUAUCGGCCAGCCUGGUGUCGGCCUGACGCCCAAGACCACCGGGACGAUCUCGGAUUUGUUGACCCAGUUGGAGAACUGUGACCAGCAGAUCACGCCCAUUUGCUUGCGGGCGCUGUACAACUUUGUUUACAUACCGGUGGCAACCAGCAAGAACAGCUAUGGUAUCGUUGAGUAUACCCCCCAGGCGUACCUCCAGUCUGACCUGGAUAUGUUCUUCACAAAUUUUUCGAAGGGUCAAGUCGGUCAGUCCCCGAAGGUAGUGUCCAUCGACGGAGGCUACGCACAGACGGAGUACACCGGCUUUGGCUACAACGGCGAGAGCGACCUCGACCUGCAAUAUGGCAUGGCGCUCGUGAACCCGCAGCCCGUCACCCUCUACCAGACCGGCGACAUGGUCGAAGGUGCCUCCUUCAACAACUUCCUCGACGCGAUCGACGGCUCGUACUGCACCUUCGAGGGCGGCGACGACCCGUACAACGACGCGACGUACCCGGACCCGUACGGCGGGUACGAGGGCCCUGAGGACUGCGGCACCACGAAGCCCGCGUAUGUGAUCUCGACGUCAUACGCGUAUAACGAGGCGGACCUGUCGCCCGCGUACGCGGCGCGCCAGUGCGCGGAGUACGCGAAGCUCGGGCUGAUGGGCACGACGGUGCUGUAUAGUUCGGGGGAUAACGGUGUUGCGGGGAACAGCGGGGUGUGUCUGAACGCUGAUGGUGCGUGUACGCAAUCGUCGAGCGCGACGGGCUUCAACCCCUCGUUCCCCGGGACGUGCCCGUACAUCACGUCGGUCGGCGCGACCCAGGUCGUCGCGGGGCACAGCGUGUACCAGCCCGAGUCCGCGUGCAUGGAGGUCAUCUACUCCGGCGGCGGGUUCAGCAACUACUUCGCCAUGCCGUCCUACCAGCAGAGCGCGGUGCAGCACUACCUGGCGGCGUACCCGCCGCCGUACUCCGCCAGCCAGUACAACGCCACCGGCAAGUCGAGGGCGUUCCCGGAUCUGUCCGCGAACGGCGCGAACUACGUCGUGGCCGUCGACGGCCAGUUCGAGCUCGUGUUCGGCACGAGCGCGUCGUCGCCCGUCAUGGGCGCCAUCCUGACCGCGAUCAACGACGCCCGGCUGGCGCUCGGCAAGGGCCCCAUCGGGUUCAUCAACCCCACCAUCUACUCCGCGGGCUUCACUGGCGCGUUCAACGACAUCACGAACGGGACGAACCCCGGGUGCGGCACGCCCGGGUUCAGCGCGGAGCCCGGCUGGGAUCCCGUUACUGGUCUCGGGACCCCCAAUUUCGCGAAGUUGCUCGCGCGCUGGUUGCUCUUGCCAUGA
Messenger RNA from Gloeophyllum trabeum ATCC 11539, 1911 nucleotides. RefSeq names its product subtilisin-like protein. The transcript is spliced from 8 exons. Bases 1 to 1911 code for a protein of 636 amino acids. Gene Ontology annotation, biological process: proteolysis. NCBI's taxonomy places the organism in Eukaryota, Fungi, Basidiomycota, Agaricomycetes, Gloeophyllales, Gloeophyllaceae. The record is from RefSeq and is a predicted model, not a curated record. Gene Ontology annotation, molecular function: tripeptidyl-peptidase activity; serine-type endopeptidase activity.